AUGCUAAUAAAGUCGCGAGCUUCACUCUUGUUUUCCAUUUCAAUUCCAAAAGCUGAAUGUAUUGAGACUCACUCGAGUAUAGCUUUGUCUAAAAGGCUAAUCCCACACCACAUUCACACCAAAUCAUUCAUCGAAAAUUCUAAGAUGAAGAUGAUUAACAUUCUUUUCCUUCUCGCUCUUCUCUCGUAUACUUCCCAUGCUUCUGUCAAUGAUUUCUGCGUAGCAGACCUAAAGGGUCCAGAUAGCCCUUCAGGCUAUCAGUGCAAGCCACCUAACACAGUGACAGUGGAUGAUUUUGUAUUCAGUGGCUUUGUAGCUGGAAACACCACUGGCGGUUUCAAUGCUGCCGUAACCCCCGCAUUUGUCAAUGAACUUCCAGGUGUGAAUGGUCUUGGUUUAUCUGUAGCACGGUUAGACAUAGCCAAAGGUGGAGCUGUUCCAAUGCACUCACAUGCUGGUGCCAGUGAAAUACUCAUGAUGGUGAAGGGUCAAAUCACUGCUGGCUUUAUAACACCUGCUGGAGUUUAUCAGAAGACACUGAAACCAGGAGAUGUUAUGGUUAUCCCACAAGGACUCAUGCAUUUCCAAGCAAAUUCUGGUAAGGGAAAAGCCACUGCUUAUCUUGCUUUCAGUAGUCCAAGCCCAGGAGCUCAACUACUUGACCUUCUUUUAUUUGGCAACAACUUGCCUUCUGAGUUGAUUGCACAAACUACUUUGCUUGAUUAUGCACAAGUGAAGAAGCUCAAGUAUCGUUUUGGUGGCAGAGAAUAG
Sphenostylis stenocarpa is the source of this 771-nucleotide messenger RNA. Lineage: Eukaryota; Viridiplantae; Streptophyta; Magnoliopsida; Fabales; Fabaceae. The record is from the annotation of a GenBank genome assembly.